UAAUAAGGAGAGCUGGACCCCAAUCCACAAACAGAAAAGAAUGAAAGAGAUAAAAUCUUCAAAACUUGGUGCUGAGAAGCUUUGAGCAUGGCUAGCUGCAGUCCAGUUUUCUCACCCACUUUGCUCCCAUUUUCUUCCACAAUAAAACCUUCCAAGUGCCCUUACUUUCACUAUAAAACCAAAGAACUAUUGGUUCCAUCAAUCUCAGUGGCUUCAAUCUCAUACCCACUACCACCGCAGCCCCUAAAUGUGGACUACUUGGAGAAUGAGUUCAGUGGCCAUGGAGUCACUUUUGAAGGUAUUGGAGAAAGCUGCGUUGCCAAGAUGGGUUUGGAAAAUGGAAGCUCUGCCAUCUUGAUGCUGCCAAGUGGCUUGAUCACAUCCUAUAAGGCUGCCAUGUGGCAUGGAGGCACUGAUGAGUUGCUGCACUCUUCCGUCUCAGAGGACGCUAGUGGUGCUGCUGCUAUUGAAGGAGGGGUGUCCUUAGCCUUUAACUUAGCAAGUUUUGAUGGUGAUGGUGAUCAAGUUUCAUGUACUCCAACUAACUGGGCUGUUCAGGACAUUAGAGGGGAUUCCAAGGACUCAAUUCAGGUAGAAUUGAUUUGCCCUGAUGCAGAGGACAUGGUUGAACUCAAAUACAUUGUGACUCUCGAAGAAGAUGUCUUAAGCUCGGAACUUGUCAUCUCAAACUCUAAAGCUUCACCGCUCCAACUGACAGGAUCUAUUUUAAGCCAUUUGACAGUAAGCUCACCAGACGCUACUUUUGCAAUCGGAUUAGAAGGAUCAGAUUUUAUUGGCCGGAGGCCAUUUUUGUCAAAUUUUAGUAUAAUUCCUCCAGACUUUGGACAGAAAAAGAUAUUUGGUUUCAGCCAACUAUGGAACCAAAUAUCACUUUGGGGUCCAAGAAAUGAAAAUAAUGUUGAUGAAACCAAAAGCAUUGAAAGCGAAACUGAAGAAGAAAUAGUGGGUGAAGAAAAUGACGGCUACAAGCAUUUGAGAGAGCAAAUGAGUCAAAUAUACACCAGCGCACCUCGGAACUUCACAGUCAUUGAUAGGGGUAGAAGAAACUCAAUAAUAGUAGGAAGAGAAGGGUUCGAUGAACUAUACAUGUUCAGUCCUGGCUCAAGUCAUGAAUGCUAUGGCAAAUAUGCUUAUAUAUGUGUAGGCCAAUCAGCCAUGCUCAAACCAAUAAUCAUAGGCCCUGAAGAAGUAUGGAGGGGAGGACAGAACUUGCACAAUCCAAAUACCUAAUUUUCACUUGAAGCUUUUGCUUUUAUCCUAUUUGUAGGCAGAGUAUCAUCUUUAAGGUGAAAGGGUAACACAAAUUUUAUGUAUUUUAACUCAUUUAUAUAAGAAACUUUAUUCUAUUGAUGUUUA
This is a messenger RNA of Ziziphus jujuba (common jujube), 1377 nucleotides long. RefSeq names its product protein NDH-DEPENDENT CYCLIC ELECTRON FLOW 5. The transcript is spliced from 3 exons. Gene Ontology annotation, biological process: carbohydrate metabolic process. The record is from RefSeq and is a predicted model, not a curated record. Lineage: Eukaryota; Viridiplantae; Streptophyta; Magnoliopsida; Rosales; Rhamnaceae. Gene Ontology annotation, molecular function: carbohydrate binding; catalytic activity. The coding region runs from base 88 to 1251 and encodes 387 amino acids.